AUGGCCGAAGUGAAGCUGCUGGGAUUUUGGCCAAGCCUUUUUGUUCACAGAGUGAUAUGGGCUCUAAAGCUCAAGGGUGUGAGCUAUGAGUACAUAGAAGAAGACCUUUCAAACAAGAGCCAGUUGCUCUUGCAGUCCAACCCAGUUUACAAGAAGGUGCCGGUUCUUGUCCAUGGCGGCAAGCCGAUUGCCGAGUCCCUCAUCAUCCUCGAAUACAUCGAAGAAACAUGGCCAGAGAAGCCCUUGCUUCCAAAAGAUCCUCAUGAAAAAGCCCUUGCUCGAUUUUGGAUACAAUUUGGAGUAGAGAAGAUACGGCCCAGCCUUGGUGCAUAUUUUCGAGCUGUUGGAGACGAAGAACAAGAAAAGGCAACAAAAGAGUUGCAUGAAGCUCUAAAAAUCUUGGAAGAACAAAACCUUGGAGACAAAAUAUUCUUCGGAGGCGACACUAUUGGUCUGGUGGACAUUGCCUGUGGAGCUCUGAGUUACUGGUUUGAAUGCGUGGAAGAAGCGGUAGGGAAAAAAGUGAUAGAACCAGGCACUCUGCCUCGCUUGCAUGCAUGGGCUCAGAAUUUUAAGCAAGCGCCUGUGAUCAAAGAGAACCUGCCUGAUCAUGGAAGACUGCUUGACUAUGUGAAACAAACAAGAGAGAAGUUUGUCUUGGCCAAAAGCACUGCCCAGUAG
Molecule: messenger RNA, 681 nt
Organism: Prunus armeniaca (apricot)
Lineage: Eukaryota; Viridiplantae; Streptophyta; Magnoliopsida; Rosales; Rosaceae
Source: the annotation of a GenBank genome assembly